Candidula unifasciata is the source of this 1397-nucleotide messenger RNA. NCBI's taxonomy places the organism in Eukaryota, Metazoa, Mollusca, Gastropoda, Stylommatophora, Geomitridae. The record is from the annotation of a GenBank genome assembly.
AUUCCGGCAAUAAUGACAACGUUACUAUGGUAACCAACUCUUCAACAAAUGAAGCAUCAAAUGAACUGGAGGACGGCAUUUACUGGAGAAUACAAGAGAUGUCUGGAGCUUUGAUACUGGCUUCACUCAUCGAGGUGAUAAUGGGAAUGUCUGGCCUCUUGAAAAUCUUGCUGCGGUAUAUUGGACCCAUAACCAUUGCCUGCACUAUCUCCCUCAUAGGGACAUCCUUGUACCGACUUCCUAUCAUUUGGGGGAGGCCUAAUUUUCCUUUAGCUAUUGGCUGCAUGGUCCUGGUAUUGGUAUUUGUCCUCUACCUCAAGAAUGUCGCCAUUCCUCUGCCAAGAUUCGGCAAAGAGAGCAAGAAGAAGCCGCGGCAGAAGUUUGCCAUUUUCCAGCUAUUGCCAAUACUCUUAGCCGUGCUGAUAAUCUGGAUUCUCACGUGGAUCCUCACCGUUUGCGGCGUGUUUACUGAUGACAAGUCUGACAUCACUUACAUGGCCAGGGCUGAUGCUAAGGCCAAUAUCAUCUCUACCUCUAGAUGGUUUCAGUUAACCUACCCUGGUCAGUUUGGGGCACCAAAAGUCAGCGUUGCGCUGACUCUGGGUUUUCUGGUCGCCUGUUUCUCAUCAAUGAUCGAGUCAGUCGGGGACUACUAUGCUGCCCAGAAGGUCUGUCAAACUCCACUGAUCCCUGACCACGCUAUUUCUAGAGGAAUCCUCAUAGAAGGGAUCGGGAGUGUUUUGUCUGCUACAGUCGGAGCGGGUCACGCUACAACAUCCUACAGUGGCAAUAUCGCUGUUCUCACUUUGACACAGACAGCAAGUCGACAGAUCAUGUACGCUGCUGGUUUCCUUCUGUUGUGUAUCUCUUUACUGGGCAAGGUCGGGGCUGCGUUAACGACGAUACCAAAUCCAGUAUUAGGAGGUGUGAUGAUGGUCAUCAUUAGCACGUUGGUUUCCAUCGGGUUGUCGAACCUCAAGGACGUGGAUAUGACGUCAUCCAGGAACCUCUUGGUUGUGGGCGUGCCGAUAAUGGCGGGGAUUGUGAUUCCCGAAUGUCUGGACAUGUACCCUAAUAUUAUAAAUACAGGCAAUGAGGAGGCUAACAGAGUAAUUGCUGUCUUUUUGGGGACACCAAUGUUCUUAGGCGGUUUACUAGCCCUGCUACUUGACACUACUGUCCCUGGCACCAGGGAAUCCCGAGGCAUGACGCAGUGGGAUAAGACCCAUGCGACAGGAGACACAGACGUAGACGAUGGAGUCUACAGCUGGAGCUUCUAUCCACGCCUACAAAGAGUGUUUCCUGUACUUCGCUAUCUCCCCUUUCUACCAAAAGCAGUAAACUUUCAGCGAACAAUAGAAUACAACGUACACACAGAGAAAAUGGUGCCGUCAUGA